Messenger RNA from Dendronephthya gigantea, 740 nucleotides. RefSeq names its product protein transport protein SFT2-like. Gene Ontology annotation, cellular component: membrane. Lineage: Eukaryota; Metazoa; Cnidaria; Anthozoa; Malacalcyonacea; Nephtheidae. The transcript is spliced from 6 exons. The coding region runs from base 101 to 718 and encodes 205 amino acids. Gene Ontology annotation, biological process: vesicle-mediated transport. The record is from RefSeq and is a predicted model, not a curated record.
AAACUUUUCGUGAAAACUCCGGCAACUAAGUUUUCUGUGGACUAUUUACUCUCUCUCUCCCCAGGCUUUCUUGUAUGAAUGUUUCCUCGCCAGUUUUGAAAUGGAUCUUGAAACGAAAAUUUCGUCUUUAAAAAAUUAUGUAAAGUUGAGCACGCAAGACGACAGGGAAAGUUCUCAUAAUAAUGAUUAUCAGGAAACAUCUGCCAACAAUUCCGAGGCUAAUAGUUGGUGGGGAUCUUUUUCCAGUAAAGCACAAGAACCAGACCCUUGGUUACCUGGAUUGACUAAAACACAAAGAAUUCUUGGCUUCUUUCUAUUUUUAUUCUUAGGAAUGUUCUGUUUUGGAAUGGCAGCAAUGUUAAUACCUUUCAUAAUCCUUAAGUCAAGAAAAUUUGUAGCUCUUUAUACCAUGGGAAGUGUAUUCACUUUAGGAAGUUUUUCACUGUUAUGGGGGCCAUAUCAUCAUUUGAAGCAUCUACUAAGUGUUGAAAGACUACCAUUCACUGUGACAUAUUUUGGUUCAAUGUCAGCAACAUUAUAUGUAGCUAUUUUUAUGAAAAGUACAUUACUUACAUUGUUCUGUGCAGUCAUACAAGUUAUAACUUUAAUCUGGUACAUUGCAAGCUAUAUCCCUGGUGGAACAUCUGGAAUGAAAAUGAUGUCAAGAUUUGUUUCAUCAGCAGCGAUGAAAACAGUCUCAAAAACACUUCCUGUAUAAUUGGCAUACAUUGUGAACAGUA